AUGAAUAUUGUACGAAUGAGAAAGGCAUGCAAAGCAAUCUAUAACCUAGUUGUACUCAUGGGAGUUACACUCCAGAGCUCAGGCAGUAAUACAAACCCAGGUGGAAUCUAUAGCUUUGGAAAUUAUCCUGUGGAUACGACUGAAAUAUCUAUAUGUAGACAAGGCAUUAGGUAUAUUGACAGCAAUAUUAAGAGACUAGUGAAGCUAGAGAAGCUGGAACUCAGUCUUAACAAUCUCAAGACAUUGCCACCCGAGAUAGGAGAAUUGAAGAAUUUACAGCAUCUGGAUCUAUAUGGCAAUAGGCUCAGGACAUUACCAUAUGAGGUAGAGGAGUUGAAGAAUUUACAGCAUCUGGAUCUAUAUGGCAAUAGGCUCAGGACAUUACCAUAUGAGGUAGAGGAGUUGAAGAAUUUACAGCAUCUGGAUCUUGGUCAUAACAAAUUUGAAUCAUUUCCAACAGUGAUAAGAAAACUAAAGAAUCUAGAAAGACUGGAUCUCAAUGAUAACAAAUUUGGAUUAUUCCCAAUUGAGAUAGCAGAGCUAAAGAAACUACAGCGCUUAGAACUUCGUGGUAACAAGCUAAAGCUAUUGCCAGACGAGAUAGGAGAGAUGAAGGAACUACGGACCUUGCAUCUCGAUGAUAACGAACUUGAAUCAUUUCCAACAGUGAUAGCAGAGCUAAAGAAACUACAGACCUUGUAUCUCCGUGGUAACAAGCUAAAGCUAUUACCAGACGAGAUAGAAACGUUGAAGGAACUACAGACCUUGUAUCUUGGAUACAACGAAUUUGAAUCAUUUCCAACUGUGAUAGUAAAGCUGAAGAAUCUACAACAUCUGUUUCUUGGUAAUAACAAGCUUGAGACACUACCGGCUAAGCUAGAAGAGCUGGAGCAUCUAGGAGAACUGUAUCUCAAUGAUAACAAACUUGAGACAUUGCCAAUUGAGAUAGAAAAGUUGUCAGGUUCGUUGCGAUUACUGAAUUUGAUGGGAAAUAACAUUUCAGAGGUUGGUGAUGGAGAAAGAACUGUGGGCAGGAGAGAGCUGAGAGAGAUAUUUGGGGAUCGUGUUAUGCUUGAUAACGACAUCGUUGAAUAUGAAGAAGAUGAAAUUUCAGUCGAGGACGUGUACAGAGAACUUAAGAGCAAGCCAAUGCACUGGAACUUCGAGAUGCUGAGAACACUCAGACCGCCGUCAGUUCCUGAGUUGAAAUGCAGCGAGGAAGAAUUGGUGAGGCUGUGGAAUGAGAGCAUGUUUGUGAGGGAGUGGGACAGGCUGAGGCCCGAGGUCAUUGAGACGAUCAAGGCCAACAGAGGAGUCCUUGUGGCAGUGUAUGGAGAGGGCUUUUCUGCACUGCUCAGGACAGAUGUAGACAGUGAGACCAGAAAUAGGAAUAUCACAGAGAUUGUUACAAAGAUUGCAGAGAACAGAGACAGCUAUACCAGGGAACGGAACAUAUCAGAGCUCGCUGGUAAUGACAAAAGCGCCUUUAUGGACAUGUGGGAGAAGAACAGCCGCACGUUCAUAAUGGGCGACAACAAGAGAACAAUGGACGAGUUCAUACACCACAUCUACAAUCCAGACGAAGAGUACAGGAGGUGGGGGAUGAAGAAGAAGCACACGGGUCUGGCCAAGAACCUGCUUGGAUCCAUACUCAAUGCUCUUUCGAAAGAGCGCGAUGGGGAUGUGGUCGUC
Molecule: messenger RNA, 1692 nt
Organism: Vittaforma corneae ATCC 50505
Lineage: Eukaryota; Fungi; Microsporidia; Nosematidae
Exons: 1
Molecular function (GO): protein binding
Source: RefSeq, a predicted model, not a curated record